CUCCACCUGCUCCUUGGGCUUCUCCGCGGCGGGGAGGGACCUCCCUGACCGCCGCCCCUCGUCCCAGCGGUGGCCACCCGCGCCAUGCAUCCUUCUUCUCCUCCUCCUCCUGCCCCUUCGAGGUGCUAAGUCAGUCUCAUGCUGCUGCUGCUCCGGGGGCUGCUGCUGGUCGCAGCCUUCUUGCUGCUGCCGGUCCGGGGCUGGACCUCUGCCGCUGGGGGGCAGGACGAAGCGGGCCUCUUCCUGCCUCCACUCAACGCCUCCUCCUCGCCGUCGGCCCCCGAUCCCAAAACCAGCUCCCGGGCCAUGGAGCUUGACCUGGAGGCGCCCCAGGUUGACGAGGACGCGGAAGACCCGGGAGAAGCGGGAGACCCAGGUGGCCAAGAAACCUCGGAGAGUAGCCACGCGGCCCCCCCGUCGGCGGACCCCAACUCGACCGUUUCCCCGGCUGCCUCCCCGGCCGCCUCCCCGGCCGCCUCCUCGGAAGCCUCCCCGGAUGACUCCUCGCCCCUGCCUGGCGCCACUUCGCCCCUGCCCGCCGCCGCCGCCGCUGCCGCCGCCUCGCCCCUGCCCGCCGUCGCCCGCGCCCCGGCGCACCAGGAGCAGCAGAGGGGUCCGGAGGCGGCGGAGCGGGGCGGUGGGCACCACGACGACGAGCAGCAGCAGGCGCCUCACCAGGAGCAGCAGCAGCCGCAGCAGCAGCAUCAGCACGAGGAGGCGCACUGCAACAUCAGUGUGCAGCGCCAGAUGUUGAGCUCCCUGCUGGUCCGCUGGAGCCGGCCGCUGGGCAUCCAGUGCGACCUGCUGCUCUUCUCCACCAACGGCCACGGCCGCGCCUUCUUCUCGGCCGCCUUCCACCGGGUGGGCCCGCCGCUCCUCAUCGAACACCUGGGGCUGGCGGCCGGGGGGGCCCAGCAGGACCUGCGCCUCUGCGUGGGCUGCGGCUGGGUCCGGGGUCGCCGGCUGGGCCGCCUCCGGGGGGGGGCUGCGGCUGCCGCCGCUGCGGCUGCGGCUGCGGCGGCGGCGGCGGCUGCCGCUGCGGCGGCCAGCAGCCCCGGGCCCGGUCCCGGCCCGGCCUCGGCCUCCGCCGCCUCCUCCGCAUCCGCCGCCGCCGCCGCCUCUUCGGCUGCUGCUGCAGCUUCUGCAUCGCUGCCCUCCUACCCCGCGGCCGAGCCGGGCCAGCUCUGGUGGCAGGGGGAGCCGCUGAAUUUCUGCUGCCUGGAUUUCAGCCUCGAGGAGCUCAAGGGCGAGCCCGGCUGGCGGCUGAACCGCAAGCCCAUCGAGUCCACGCUGGUGGCCUGCUUCAUGACCCUGGUCAUCAUCGUGUGGAGCGUGGCCGCCCUCAUCUGGCCGGUGCCCAUCAUCGCUGGCUUCCUCCCCAACGGCAUGGAGCAGCGGAGGACCGCCGGCAGCGGCGGCGGCGGCGGCGGCAGCGGCGGGACCGGCGGCGGCGGCGGGGGGGCCGGCGGCGGGGGGACCGGCGGGGGCGGGGCCGCCCCCCCCUCCUCCUCUUCUUCCGCGGCAGCUGCAGCGGCGGCCGUCACAUCUGGAACCGCUGCGGCCGCCGCUGCCGCGGCCGCCGCGGCCGCCGCAGCCGUCACAUCGGGCACCGGGGCCAAGUAGCCCACCGGGGUCCACCCCCCGCGACUUCCCCGAAUCUCCCCAGCCGCGGCUCCCCGCCACCUCUCGGGGCCCUUGCCUUCCCACUUCCAGCGUGGCGGGGCUGCGGCUCCUCUCCUCCCAGCUUGUCUUGGUCCUCCUCCUCCUCCUCCUCCUCCUCUUCCUCCUCCUCCUCCUCCUCCUCCUCCUCCUCCCUCUCCCUCCUCCUUCCUCCUCCUUCCUCUUCUCCCUUUGACUCUGUGUUUGUUGUCUCUUGGGUGACUCACCCGGUGGUAGACUCGACAGGUUUCAUUCGUGCUGUAGUUACCAUUAAUUGUUCUUCUUUUGGGGAGUGGGGGGGGGGUGGGA
This is a messenger RNA of Dromiciops gliroides (monito del monte), 1968 nucleotides long. RefSeq names its product transmembrane protein 158 (gene TMEM158). Gene Ontology annotation, molecular function: peptide binding. The transcript has a single exon. The record is from RefSeq and is a predicted model, not a curated record. The coding region runs from base 139 to 1623 and encodes 494 amino acids. Lineage: Eukaryota; Metazoa; Chordata; Mammalia; Microbiotheria; Microbiotheriidae.